AUGGCGACGCCUGCCAAGCUCUUGCGCAUGACCGCGAUCGCGGCUGCGGCCAAGGCGGCAGCCGCGGCGAGCCCCACCCCUGCAGAGGACGCUGGCGUGGUCGGCCAGUUCGAGGAGUACACGAGGGCCCACGGCAAGCAGUACCGCGGGGACGAAUGGGUCGAGCGCCUUGCGAACUUCCGCGAGAGCCUGCGGGCGAUCGAGCUCCACGCCACCAGGAGCCGCUCCCACACGCUCCACCUCAAUGAGCUCGCCGACUUGAGCGGUGCCGACUUCGCGCGGCUCCACCUCGGCCUGCGAGCUGGCCCCAGUGGGGGCCCCGCGCUGCGCGAGGCGGACAGCCUGGGGGUCCACCGGGCGGGUGCGGCGGCGGGCCUGCUGGGCACCUACGUGCUGCCGCCCUCGAUGGACUGGCGGGAGCGCGGCGUGGUCAACCCUCCCAGGCAGCAGAGCGGCUGUGGAGCGUGCUGGACGUUCGCCUCCUCCAGCGCGCUCGCGAGCGCGUGGGGGAUCGCCUCGGAGCAGAUGGUCAACCUCAGCCAGCAGCAGCUGCUGGACUGCGCCGGGGCGGAGUACGGCAACGAUGGCUGCCUCGGUGGCGCGUUCGACGGCACCUACACGUACGCCCAGGCUGCGCCGCUCUGCACGUCCGAGAGCUAUCCGUACGUCGCCGUCGAGCGCACUUGCCGCCAGGACUGCGUGGUUGGCGUCCCCCGUGGAGCUGUGCUUGGGUACAGGCACGUCGAGAUCGGCUCUGAGGCUGCGCUGAUGGAUGCAGUGACCAGGCAGCCCGUGACGGUCGGGAUCAUGGUCGCGGAGCAGGGCCCGGGGCUCAAGCUGUACCAGGGUGGCAUCUUCUCAGGGGACUGCACGUCGCAGCCCAACCACGCGGUCGUGGUGGUGGGCUACGGCACGGACAACCAGCAGGGCUAUUGGCUUAUUCAGAACUCUUGGGGCCCCAGCUGGGGCGAGGGCGGCUACUUCCGCCUCGCGCGCGGCAGCGGACCGGACGGCAUGGGCGAGUGCGGUAUCUUGAGCAUGCCCACCUACCCCGUCGUUGAUUUGGUGGCGGAGGCGUCGACGGUCGCGACCACCACGCUCGGCGAGGGGCCCCACUCCACGGAGGAGCCGGAGGCGUCGACGGUCGCGACCACCACGCUCGGCGAGGGGCCCCACUCCACGGAGGAGCCGGAGGCGUCGACGGUCGCGACCACUGCGGUCGGUGAGGGGUCCCACUCCACGGAGGAGCCCGAGUCUGCUGCAGGUCCCGCCGACUUCCUGGUCUGA
Molecule: messenger RNA, 1287 nt
Organism: Prorocentrum cordatum
Lineage: Eukaryota; Dinophyceae; Prorocentrales; Prorocentraceae
Source: the annotation of a GenBank genome assembly